Messenger RNA from Hevea brasiliensis (rubber tree), 882 nucleotides. RefSeq lists its product as uncharacterized. The record is from RefSeq and is a predicted model, not a curated record. NCBI's taxonomy places the organism in Eukaryota, Viridiplantae, Streptophyta, Magnoliopsida, Malpighiales, Euphorbiaceae. The transcript is spliced from 2 exons. Bases 1 to 882 code for a protein of 293 amino acids.
AUGAAGGGGGCCACCGUAGCUGAUGCUCAGACCCCUCGUUGUGAAUUAGUAGAGGUGCCGAGCUCUCCUCCCCGACCUCAGGAGCAACCGAUCCCUGAGGUAGAGGUCGUCGCUCCUGCUCCUCAGCAAAUCGAGCUUCCGCUUCUCCCACCUUUUCCGAUCUCUUCCAAUGUGGAAGGGGAGGCCUCGGGUCCUACGGUUAGGACACUUUCCCGGGGGGCUCAACUCCUGAUCCAAUCGCUGGAAAGGAACCGCUCUACAAGAGAGAAUUCCGGCCUGGCCAAAGUCAUGGGAGCUUCCAUCUGCUUUCAAGAAGAUCAAAACAGGUUGGCAGAGGAGAGCAUCGAUGAUAUUUUAGCUCAGACAAUGAGCUUGGGCUUGGAGGCCAUCGCAAAUAAGCACGUAAUCAGAGAGAAAGCCCACGCCUUAAGGAAGGAGAUCCUUAAGGCGGUCCAGGACGCCUUAGCUGCGCAAGCUCAACUCUCCUCUGCUAAUGACUACAUCGCCGGAAUGGAAAAUCGGAUGAAACAUUAUGAGGAGAGGAUAGCGGAGGUGAAGCGGGAACUUGAAGACUCCCGAGUUGGUCGGUCUGCCGAUCUCGCUCGUUUUGUUGAAGACCUUCGGGCGAAGGAGGAAGAUCUCCGAGCCAAAGAGGAGGAGCUCCGAGCCAAGGAUGAGGAAUUUAUAAUCCCAAACAAAAAAAUUUCAGAGUCAAAACAAAUGCAGCAACACUAUACGCCAGCAUAUGGUAAACUAAGAGGAGAACUGGUAUACCUUUCUUCUCCUAGUGAAAAGAUACACAUAAAUGAAAUUAUUGAUGAUCAGUGGCGCAAUAUAUGCAUAAGGAAGUUAAUUAACACAAGGACCACACCUGCUGCAUAG